CGAUUUCAGGGCUUCAGCAGAAGAAGAGGAAGAUAACGAGAGAGAAGAUGCAGAUAUUCGUGAAAACCCUAACGGGGAAGACAAUAACCUUAGAGGUAGAGAGCAGUGACACCAUUGACAACGUCAAAGCUAAGAUUCAGGACAAGGAAGGAAUCCCACCGGAUCAGCAGCGAUUGAUCUUCGCCGGAAAGCAGCUUGAAGAUGGGCGAACUCUUGCUGACUACAACAUCCAGAAAGAAUCCACUCUUCAUCUUGUGCUGAGGCUUCGUGGAGGGAUUAUAGAGCCGUCUCUGAUGGCUUUGGCACGCAAAUACAAUCAAGACAAGAUGAUUUGCCGCAAAUGUUAUGCUCGCCUUCAUCCAAGGGCUGUAAACUGUCGGAAGAAGAAAUGCGGCCAUAGCAAUCAGCUGAGGCCUAAGAAGAAGAUCAAGUGAGCUCUGGGUGGCUGUUGGUUUUGUGCUUUGGAUUAAUAUUGAUUUGUAAUUUUGAUGAGGCAAGCAACUGGUUUACAUUUGAAUGAAAUCCGUUGAUCAAUUUUGGGUUACA
Molecule: messenger RNA, 546 nt
Organism: Vitis riparia (riverbank grape)
Lineage: Eukaryota; Viridiplantae; Streptophyta; Magnoliopsida; Vitales; Vitaceae
Product: ubiquitin-60S ribosomal protein L40
Exons: 5
Coding region: 48-434 (128 amino acids)
Biological process (GO): protein ubiquitination; modification-dependent protein catabolic process; translation
Cellular component (GO): nucleus; ribosome; cytoplasm
Molecular function (GO): protein tag activity; structural constituent of ribosome; ubiquitin protein ligase binding
Source: RefSeq, a predicted model, not a curated record